Gossypium raimondii (Peruvian cotton) is the source of this 1842-nucleotide messenger RNA. RefSeq lists its product as uncharacterized. NCBI's taxonomy places the organism in Eukaryota, Viridiplantae, Streptophyta, Magnoliopsida, Malvales, Malvaceae. The record is from RefSeq and is a predicted model, not a curated record. The transcript has 5 exons. The coding region runs from base 1 to 1842 and encodes 613 amino acids.
AUGUCGUAUAGGGAGCUGUAUCAAAAUCUAUUUGAUGCACACAUUGUUUCCCCUUACUACUUAAAACCUCUACAACCUCCGUACCCCAAAUGGUACGAUGCAAACGCACAAUGCAAUUAUCACGCGGGAGUCGUGGGGCAUUCUAUAGAACAUUGUACUGCGCUCAAAAAGCUGGUUGAAAGACUCAUAGGCAUGGGUGUUGUUAAAUUGGAUGAUUUGCCCAAUAUAGAGAAUCCGUUACCUAAUCAUAAUGAUAAUGGAAUGAACAUGAUAGGUGGGAACAUGGGUAGAAAAAUCAAGAAAGAUACCGCAGAAGUGAAAAUUCCUUUAAGAUGGGUCUGGAAUAAGAUGGUAGAAAGGGUGUUAUUUGUCUUGGAUUCUGAAAGAAGCUUUGGAGGGGUAAAAAACUACUGUGAGUUCUAUCACGAGGAGGGACAUGAGAUUCAAGAGUGUAUAGAAUUUAGAGCCUUAGUUCAAGGCAUGAUGGAUGACAAGGAGGUGGAGUUCUACGAAGAAGUUAAGGAAGAAGGAAGUAUAUGCGCAUCUGAACCAAUGAAGGUUCCAAAAGUAACUCAUCCUGUAGUCAUUAUCUCGCGACCAAAGAAUGAUGAAGAGAUUAUAGAGGAUCAAGGUAUAGGUGCUUAUCCAGAACCUGUGAAAGGAAGGGCCAUAACAGUGGAACAAAAGAAGGGGAAAAUAGCUGAGCCUGUGUUAUUUAUCAACGAGCCAGUGAAAGAGGAAGAAGCUGUGGAAUUCUUUACAUUUUUGAAGCACAGUGAGUAUAAUGUCGUCGAACAGUUGCAUAAACAAUCGGCUCGCAUAUCCGUACUAGCCUUACUCUUGAAUUCAGAAGUACACCGAAGUGCGUUGAUGAAGGUGCUGAAGGAGACCUAUGUGGCCAAUGAUAUUUCUGUCAGCAAAUUGGAUUGGUUGGCCAAUAAUAUCAGAGUGUUGAUUGACAAUGGAUCAACUUUGAACGUGUUGCCAUUAUCCACACUUAACAGGCUUCCCAUAGACAGCUCGCACAUGAAAACAUGCCAAAAUAUAGUGAGGGCGUUUAACGGUACAGAGAGAAAGGUCAUGGGAAGAAUUGAGAUACCCUUAUUGAUUGGCCCAAUAGUUUAUGAGAAAUUGAAGUUACUGUCAGAAGGUCGGCUGGUGAAAAUAAACCCCAAAGAGGAUAUUAUAGCGACUGUAUCCAGUGAGGCACCAUAUGUGGAGACUAAUGAUGAGUCGGUGGAAUGCUCAUUCCGAUCUCUGGAGUUUGUAAAUGCAACAUUUUUUCUUGAAGGGAGCAAAAUCCUAGUGCCUAAAAUAUCCAAAACUACAGAGAUGGGUUUGCAAUUGUUGGUAGGGAAAGGAGCUUUACCCAGAAGAGGAUUAGGGAAAUACCUUCAAGGGAAAAUUGAGGUUCCAGUGCUAAAAGAAAAACAAGACAACUUUGGCUUAGGGUACAAGCCAGAUAGAGGACAGAGAAAGAAGGAGUUAGAAAGAAGGCAAGAAAGAAGAAUGUCACGUUUAAUUAGGGAGGAAAUAAAAUGGGAGCCAAUGAUAAUUCCUUACAUAUCCAAAACCUUCGUAUCUGGAGGGAUCAUUCAUUCUGAGAGAAAGAUACUGAUUGAGGAAAGCAUCGAAGAAACAUUGGAAAAUAUACACAUCAAUGACCUAAAUGAGGUUGCAAAUGAAAAGAGGAGCUUGUCCCUGUAUAUCAAUGACGUGAAUGGCGCUGCUACAAACUCAGAGUUUCCUCUUGAACGAAACAUGUGUUUAGAGGGAUCGCAGGACUUUGAAGGUGACGUAGAUGGUGGUUUAUCUUUGGACUUGUUAAGAAUGGUAGAAUAG